AGGUAUGGCCUCACAGCUGCAGGUGUUCUCCCCUCCAUCAGUAUCUUCGAGUGCCUUCUGCAGUGCCAAGAAACUGAAAGUGGAGCCCUCUAGCUGGGAUGUUUCAGGACCAAGCAACAGUGACGAGUAUUACAGUCACAGCAAAAAUCUCCCAGGUGCACAAGGGCCAACAAGCUCCUCUCAUCAGGUAGCAAACUUCAGCAUCCCUGCUUAUGACCAGAGCCUCCUUCUCCCUGCUCCUUCAGUUGAGCACAUUGUGGUCACAGCAGCAGACAGCACAGGCAGCGGUGGAACAACAUCUUUCCAAAACAGCCAGGCCCUAACACACAGGGGCAACAUUUCUUUGCUGGAACCGUAUCAAAAAUGUGGAUUAAAAAGGAAAAGUGAGGAAGUUGACAGCAACGGUAGCGUCCAGAUAAUUGAGGAACAUCCACCUCUCAUGCUGCAAAACAGACCUGCGGUGGGUGCUGCGGCCACAACCACCACUGUGACGACUAAAAGUAGCAGUUCCAGUGGUGAGGGGGAUUACCAGCUGGUCCAGCAUGAAAUCCUUUGUUCCAUGACAAACAGCUAUGAAGUUUUGGAGUUCUUGGGCCGAGGGACCUUUGGACAGGUGGCAAAAUGUUGGAAGCGCAGCACUAAGGAGAUUGUAGCUAUCAAAAUCCUGAAGAACCAUCCUUCCUAUGCCAGGCAGGGGCAGAUUGAAGUGAGUAUCCUCUCUCGGCUCAGCAGUGAGAAUGCUGAUGAAUAUAACUUUGUCCGCUCAUACGAGUGUUUUCAACAUAAAAACCACACAUGCCUGGUGUUUGAGAUGCUGGAACAAAACUUGUACGACUUCUUAAAACAGAACAAGUUUAGCCCUCUGCCUCUGAAAUACAUCCGGCCCAUUUUGCAACAGGUGGCCACUGCCUUGAUGAAGCUUAAAAGCCUGGGUCUGAUACAUGCUGACCUGAAGCCUGAAAACAUCAUGUUGGUCGAUCCUGUGCGCCAGCCAUACAGGGUGAAGGUUAUAGACUUUGGCUCUGCUAGUCAUGUUUCGAAAGCUGUGUGUUCCACUUAUUUGCAAUCACGUUAUUACAGAGCCCCUGAAAUCAUUUUGGGUUUACCGUUUUGUGAAGCUAUUGAUAUGUGGUCGCUGGGCUGUGUGAUAGCUGAGCUGUUUCUUGGUUGGCCUCUGUAUCCGGGAGCUUCAGAAUAUGAUCAGAUUCGCUAUAUUUCACAAACUCAAGGCCUUCCAGCAGAGUAUCUUCUGAGUGCAGGAACGAAAACAAGCAGGUUUUUUAACAGAGAUCCAAACUUGGGAUACCCACUGUGGAGACUGAAGACUCCAGAAGAACAUGAGUUGGAAACGGGAAUAAAAUCAAAGGAGGCUCGGAAAUAUAUUUUCAACUGUUUGGAUGACAUGGCGCAGGUAAAUAUGUCUACAGACUUGGAAGGAACAGAUAUGUUGGCAGAGAAAGCUGACCGAAGAGAAUAUAUUGAUUUGUUAAAGAAAAUGUUGACAAUUGAUGCGGAUAAGAGGAUUACUCCACUGAAGACUUUGAACCAUCAGUUUGUGACAAUGAACCAUCUAUUGGACUUCCCACACAGCAACCAUGUGAAAUCAUGCUUUCAGAACAUGGAGAUUUGCAAGCGAAGGGUUAACAUGUAUGACACAGUUAAUCAAAUCAAGAGCCCUUUCACAACACAUGUGGCACCAAACACAAGUACAAAUCUCACGAUGAGUUUCAACAACCAGCUCAAUACUGUGCACCAUCAGGCUAGUGUUUUGGCUUCCAAUUCUACAGCUGCUGCUACUCUGUCUCUGGCAAAUUCAGAUGUUUCUCUGCUCAAUUAUCAGUCUGCUCUGUACCCAUCAUCUGCUGCACCAGUUGCUGGUGUGGCACAGCAAAGUGUUUCUUUACAGCCUGGAACCACACAGAUCUGCACCCAGACAGACCCAUUCCAACAAACUUUCAUUGUGUGUCCACCUGCCUUUCAAACCGGUCUUCAGGCAACCACAAAGCAUUCUGGAUUCCCCGUCAGGAUGGACAAUGCUGUUCCAAUUGUGCCACAGGCACCGGCAGCUCAGCCACUUCAGAUCCAGUCAGGAGUUCUCACACAGGUAAAAGGAAGCUGUACACCACUAAUGGUAGCAACUCUUCAUCCUCAAGUAGCCACCAUCACGCCGCAGUAUGCGGUGCCCUUUACUCUGAACUGCGCAGCCGGCCGGCCAGCGCUAGUAGAACAGACGGCUGCAGUACUGCAGGCCUGGCCUGGUGGGACCCAACAGAUCCUGUUGCCAUCUACCUGGCAACAGCUUCCCGGGGUUGCACUGCACAACUCUGUCCAGCCUACAGCUGUGAUUCCAGAGACCAUUGGAAGCAACCAGCAGUUAGCUGACUGGAGAAAUGCCCAUUCACAUGGAAAUCAGUACAGCACGAUCAUGCAGCAGCCAUCUUUGCUGACCAACCAUGUCACUCUGGCUACAACUCAGCCUUUGAAUGUUGGAGUGGCUCAUGUUGUGAGGCAGCAGCAAAGUAAUGCAGUGCCGGCAAAAAAGAACAAACAGCCAACCCAUACUGCCACAAAGCCUGCAUCUACUCUGGAGGCCGUUCCAACUCAAGUCUACUCACUUAUAGGGAGCAGCCCGCUACGUGCCGCAUCUUCUUCCUCCAGUGCUCUCCUUCCAGGGCAGGAACAGCACCAGCCCAUUGUUAUUCCAGACACUCCUAGUCCCCCGGUCAGUGUAAUCACCAUCCGCAGCGACACCGAUGAAGAGGAAGACAGUAAAUACAAGCCUGGAAGCUUGGGUAUGAAGCAGAGAUCCAACGUCAUCAGCUACGUGACAGUUAACGAUUCCCCUGACUCAGACUCCUCGUUGAACAGCCCCUACGCAUCAGAUGCACUUUCCACACUUAGGAGCUCUGGGGCAGCAAUGGAGCAGAACAGAGGGGCAGCUGAAAGCUCUAGCUCCCGAACCAUUAUUGUGCCUCUGAAAACGCAGCUCAGUGACUGUAUCGUAGCCACCCAAGCCUCAGGCGUCCUGAGCAGCCUGAGCAAGACCAAGCCAGUGGCAUCUGUAAGUGGGCAAUCUUCAGGGUGCUGUAUCACGCCAACAGGAUAUCGGCAGCACCGGGUGGUGACAAAUGGUGUACAGCCGCUCAACCUUAGUCAGAACCAGCAAGCAACUGUACUGGCCUCACAGGAGAGAAGCGGAAACCCAGCUCCACGCAGACAGCAGGCGUAUGUUGCUCCUCUGCCCACGACGAUCGCUCAGGCUCCCUACACCUUCCAGCAUAGCAGCCCAGUGCAUCCCCACUUGGCAGCAGCAACAGCAAGCCAGCCUCACAUGUACACCUACGCACCGACCACGGCUGCCACGCUGGGCUCCACCAACUCCAUUGCGCAUCUCUUCUCCCCUCAGGGCUCCUCCAGGCACACCACCUACGCGGCACACCCAAGCACUCUUGUGCACCAGGUCCCAGUCAGCGUGGGACCUAGCUUGCUGACCUCUGCCAACGUAGCACCGGCUCAGUAUCAACAUCAGUUUGCCACCCAGUCCUACAUUGGUGCUUCCAGAGGAUCUGCUAUUUACACUGGAUACCCACUGAGCCCUACCAAGAUUAACCAGUACUCCUACUUGUAGCUUUUGGGGCAGAGAUCAGUGGUAGCUGUUUUGCAUCUUGAUCAUUAGAAACGCAGAAAUCUGCAGUGGGUUUUGAAAUAUCCUGUCAGCUCCUCUACAGUACCACUGUGUAACCAGAGAAGGAGAAC
Molecule: messenger RNA, 3756 nt
Organism: Euleptes europaea (tarantolino)
Lineage: Eukaryota; Metazoa; Chordata; Lepidosauria; Squamata; Sphaerodactylidae
Gene: HIPK1
Product: homeodomain interacting protein kinase 1
Exons: 15
Coding region: 5-3628 (1207 amino acids)
Biological process (GO): peptidyl-threonine phosphorylation; peptidyl-serine phosphorylation; intrinsic apoptotic signaling pathway in response to DNA damage by p53 class mediator
Cellular component (GO): cytoplasm; nucleus; PML body
Molecular function (GO): ATP binding; protein serine/threonine kinase activity; protein tyrosine kinase activity
Source: RefSeq, a predicted model, not a curated record